AUGGAUCAUGCUACCAAUGCCCAGACUAACCGGCCAGAAGUUGCCAAUCCAGAGUCUACAAAUCCGGAGCCUGUCCAUUCAGACCCCGAGAAUGAUGUAUCUCCGCGACCAAUCGGUGCUACAACGCAGACGUUAGAAGCCGCUGAGGCGCCGCAGAACACGAUGGCUCCAAUCCCUGUUGAAGAUUUCAGUAGUGAUGGCAGCGAAUUUGAAUCUGAUGUCUCCGAUCUCACCUCUUUGUCCUCGAGUGUUUUGGAGUACGAAUAUGAGAAUGGCCGGCGAUACCACAGUAACCGACACGUAAGUUUUUCGAGCCCUGUGCUAAUAGGUCAUAGUAUGCCAAACGACGAAGAGGAACAAGACCGCUUGGAUUUGGUAUGGCCCUUGUUCUUCCUGACUGCCUCGGACAAUGAGACCCUCCUAGCGGUUACUUCACUGAUAGAAUUCUUCAGUUGGCUUUUGUUACUAAAGGGAGAGCUUUUCAAAGCGCCCGUCAAGAACCCGCAAAAAAUCCUGGACCUAGGUACCGGCACAGGAAUAUGGGCGAUCGAAUGUGCAGAACAAUUCCCCCAAGCGCACAUUAUUGGAAAUGACAUAAGCGCUAUCCAACCAAGCUGGGUUUGCCCAAACCUGGAAUUCAUCGUGGAAGAUUAUGAAGCCGAAUGGCUUUACAAAGCCGAAAGCUUCGACUUUAUUCAUGCGCGACUUUUAUCAGGAUGUGUCGCAGACUGGCACCAGCUCUUCCGGCGUUGCUACGACGCUCUCAAGCCGGGUACCUACUUUGAAGUCCAAGAAAGCGCCGUCUGGGCAUAUAGCGAUGACGGCACUUGUCCAGAUGAUUCUCCUCUCAUCCAGUACUUGUCAGCGAUUGUAUCGGCCUCGAGAGCGAUCAGGAAGCCGUACGACGUCCAUACCUAUCUAAAAGACUGGCUCAUAGAGGCCGGGUUCGAGGACGUCACACAGCUUACUUACUUCCUGCCAUACUCCCCAUGGCCGAAAGAUCCUCAUCUCAAAGAACUCGGAAAGUAUCAGAACGUGAUGGUUCAGCAGGCUGUCGAGGCUUAUGGACUCAGGUUGUGUACCCAGGUUUUGGGCUGGGGUGUGGAUGUAUCGAAGAUCUUCCAAGCUCAAGUGAACAGGCAGCUUCGGGACAAGAGCAUGCAUGCCUAUGUAAAAGAGAUUGUGGUGUACGGAAGGAAGCCUUUCAGAUAA
Messenger RNA from Penicillium canariense, 1212 nucleotides. RefSeq names its product class I SAM-dependent methyltransferase. Lineage: Eukaryota; Fungi; Ascomycota; Eurotiomycetes; Eurotiales; Aspergillaceae. The coding region runs from base 1 to 1212 and encodes 403 amino acids. Gene Ontology annotation, molecular function: methyltransferase activity. The record is from RefSeq and is a predicted model, not a curated record. The transcript is spliced from 7 exons.